AUGAGCGGAGACCGAAGGAUGCUCGAUGGACAAUCAUGCCAUCAUCAUUUUUUGGUGGAUUUGAGAUGUUCCAGUGGGCAGGAAGUGCAACAGGAAAUCCGUUUGACCCAUUGGAUGGAUGUAAAUCUUGGCUGGAAGUUGACCGUCUUCCGAUUAUUUGGCGCCGUGAAGAUUAUUGAUUUUGUUCGGUUUGAAGAGCUUAUGGAUUGCAUUCUGGUAGAAAUUGAGUAUUGGAACCACAUGGGUUUGCCUGUUCAGGAAGCAUCCAUCACUGUUACGGAUGUUACGGGCGUACCCCAACAAGAAGGGAUGUAUAGAGAGUGUGGUGUGUUUAUGUUGAUGUUCAUGGAUCAGUUUGUUUCAGGUCGACUGAUUGGUAUAUCGAUGGCACCUGUUGUUGCUGCUACUCAGUUUCGUUAUAGGAUGGCCAUGAUAUAUUAUGGAUCUUCUAUACAGUCGAUUUUGAGUUAG
Messenger RNA from Lactuca saligna, 471 nucleotides. Lineage: Eukaryota; Viridiplantae; Streptophyta; Magnoliopsida; Asterales; Asteraceae. The record is from the annotation of a GenBank genome assembly.